This is a messenger RNA of Eurytemora carolleeae, 3527 nucleotides long. RefSeq lists its product as uncharacterized. Gene Ontology annotation, biological process: heme export; transmembrane transport. Gene Ontology annotation, cellular component: membrane. Lineage: Eukaryota; Metazoa; Arthropoda; Copepoda; Calanoida; Temoridae. The coding region runs from base 167 to 1516 and encodes 449 amino acids. The record is from RefSeq and is a predicted model, not a curated record. The transcript is spliced from 16 exons. Gene Ontology annotation, molecular function: heme transmembrane transporter activity; heme binding.
CAUUAAAGUUAUUUUCAGAAAGAAUGUUUAUCUAAGAAAAAUUAUAAAAUUUGACACUUCCACAUAUUUGUUAACAAAAUUAGAGAAAUUAUAGAAAACGUAAAAGUAGUAGUGAAUCUUGAAUUUAGAACUUGGACAAAAAUCAGAUAGAAAAUUAGACUGAACAAUGUCUUCCAGUGAGGCCAAGGAAAAAAUCGUCGUUGAUGAAGAACGCGAAUUCAAGGCGUAUCCAUACAGAUGGUUAAUAUUGACUCUGUUCAUCUUGUGUUCUGCUUCAAAUGCAUUCCAGUGGACCCAGCUUGUUAUAAUCACCUCUAUCCUGGAGAAGUACUACGAUGUGUCCACGUUGUACGUGUACUGGAGCAGUAUGAUCUUCAUGCUCACCUACAUUCCUUUAAUAUUCCCAGCAACCUGGCUUCUUGAUAAGAAGGGUUUACGGAUUGGGAUUCUACUCGGUGCCCUUGGUACUUGUGCUGGAAGCUGGAUUAAGGUUUUUUCCACUGGUCCGGAUCAGUUUUUCAUCACAUUCAUCGGUCAAACUGUAGUAGCGGUCAGCCAGAUCUUUGUUCUAGGUAUACCAGCUGAACUAGCAGCUACAUGGUUCCCAGCUCAUCAGGUUAGCUCUGCUACUGCUAUCGGUGUGUUUGGAAACCAGCUGGGAGUAGCACUUGGAUUCGUUCUUCCAGCAGCUGUUGUAAAGGACCAGGAGAACAAGGAGGAUUAUCAUCUCAUAGGAGAUGAUCUAUACACUAUGUUCUUGGUUGUUGCAAUCUAUACUUCCAUUCUCUUCGUUCUUAUUGUCAUAUUUUUCAAAAAUGAGCCUCCAACUCCACCAACCAGAGCACAACAAAAUAAGAAGGAAAACAAGGAAUCUUAUGUUCAGUCCAUCAAGAAUCUGCUCCGAAACCGUGGAUAUAUCCUACUCCUAUUGACCUAUGGUAUGAAUGUAGGAGUAUUCUACGCUAUUUCAACACUUCUCAACAGUACUGUCGUAAAACAUUUCCAUUAUGAGGGAGUAACUGAGGAUGCUGGGUGGAUAGGUUUAGUGAUAGUUCUAAGUGGAAUGGCUGGUUCAAUGCUCUGUGGAAUUAUUCUGGAUAAAACUCAUCAGUUUAAGGCGACUACCUUGACUGUGUACAUAUGCUCGUUUAUUGGAAUGAUACUGUACACUUUUACCUUCAGGUGUGGUUACAUCUGGAUAGUGUAUGUGACUGCUUCAAUGCUUGGAUUUUUUAUGACCGGCUACCUGCCUCUCGGGUUUGAAUUUGCAGCCGAGAUAACCUACCCGGAGUCGGAGGCAACCUCCAGCGGUCUUCUUAAUGCCUCCGCCCAGGCCUUCGGAGUAGUCUGCACCAUGUUCGGAGAAUGGAUGUUCAGGAUUCUAGAUGAUAGAAUAGCAAACUGUUGUUUGGCUGGUUUGUUACUAGUUGGAGUUUUUCUUACUGCUGCCAUUAAACCCGACUAUAAAAGGCAGGCUGCUGUUAUUGCUGAGAGAGAAGAAAACAAUCAAGUUUAAAUUACACAAGAAGAAAACAAUCAAGUUUAGAAUACACAAGAAGAACAAAAUUCAUGUUAGCAAGGACAAUUUCUAAUAAUAAACAGCCAGAGCCCAAAAAUAAUAUUAAGCCUAAAAACAAAGAAAAAAAUAAAGUAUAAAACCCAAGAUUACAAUCAAGUCUAAACCUUAAGUCUUAAACCCAAUUGUAAUAUAAAUUUGAGCCUAAGAUUAAAAUCAAGCUUAAAAACCCCCCUAAAUAUUAAUUUUAGAACCCAAAAAUUAAAUAAAAUUUAAAACUCAAAAAUAAAAUCAACUCUAAUACCAAGGAUAAAAUCAAGUCUAAACCCUGGGAUAAAAUAAAGUCUAGUAAUAAGGAUAAAAUCAAGCCUAAAACCCAAGAAUAAAAUCAAGUCUAAUACCAAGGAUAAAAUUAAGUCUAAAACCCAAGAAUAAAAUCAAGUCUAAUACCAAGGAUAAAAUCAAGUCUAAAACCCUGGGAUAAAAUCAAGUCCAAAACCCAAUGAAGAAUAAAAUCAAGCCUGGAGCCCAAGAAUAAAAUCAAGUCUAAAUCACACCAUUAAAAAACAAGUCUAAAAUCCAAGAACAAAGUCUAUCUUGAUUAAUAAAGUCCAUAGUUUAAUCAACCAAAUACAAAAUCAAGUAAAAUCAAAGCCAUGCAAGAAUUAAAUCAAGUCACAAAAAUCUUUGAAAUGCUAAUCAAAUCAAGAUGAAUCAAGCAAAACUAAAAAACAACAUAAAAUGAAAAUGCUAAAAUGAAGACUACAUUUUUUAAACGAUUUGCUUUCAGGAUUUAACUUGGCUUUCAGCAGAAACUUUGCAUUUACACAAAUACUAAAAAUGAAAAACUUCUUAUAUUAUUGGAAGUUGAUUUUGUGAAAAAAUGCUCUUUUUUAUAUUAUACCGUAAAGCAUUGGAACUCGUGUAUAUUGGAAUUGAUCUAUUCCAUUUGCAACUUUAUUGUUGAGUUCGUCAUUCUGUCUUUUUCAAAUAUUUUUUUUUAUGUAUUAAAAUUGUAAACAUUUUCAAUACCCAUUUAGGGCCAAACAUUCUUCCUGAAUUAUUUAAAGAAGCAAAAAAGUAUAUUGUUCUAGAGAAGAAGAAAAAGCUUAAAAACCAUUUUAAUAUCAUAGAACCGACUUUAAACCCGGAGCUGAAAUCGUUGAAAAUUUUCAUUUUUUUUUAAUUCUGUAAAGUAGGUUUCAACAAUUUUUAUAUUGAAAUGUUUUUUUCGACUUUUUUCUCGAUUCACAAGCUUAUUGUAACAGUAUAUACUCACUUCGUCAAAUGUAACCUUUUUGCUUAUGAUGAUUCAUUUUAUACAUCGUCUUUGCGUGCAAUCGCUUUAUCGGCCAUUAUAGUUCAAUGAUGAAUUCGAUGUGUACAAUCGUGUCUGAAGACAAUCACCUUUCAAUCAUUUCUGUAAAUGGACAAUUUCUAAUACAGUAUAAACAGUUAACGAUAAUUAACAAUGUGAAUAUAUUAAUAACUUCCCUGUCUGCUUUUUUAUUUUUCCUGUAAUCAUAUUUAAGUAGAAAGCUGAUGAUAUCAACUAAAAACUGUUAAACGUGCCAAAUGUUGUAAAAACGCUUUCAAAUUUUUUAAUCAAAAUAUUUAAUUUCAACUUUGAAUUUUAAGCUUUAAAAUAUUGAACUUUUGUAAAAAUAUUUAAAAUGGAAUUAUGUAAAUAAGACGUGCAUAAAUUUUCAAAUAUGUGUUUAUUUUGUAAUUAUAAAUAUAUUGUUCAGUGUUAAUGGUAUUUUAUCUUAUAUUCUUUAUAUUUCAGCUUUAUACACUUACAGGGUUAUACGCAAAGUAUGUGACUUCAACGACGACUGAAUUGAUUCAGGAUGUCCCACGAAACAUGACAAUUGGUGAAUAGUUUUGAAUGUCUUCUUCCAUAUACUGUAUUAGAUAUUAAAUAGUUUGUGUCGCAAGAAAAUCUCUUAUACUUGAAUAAUGUUUAACUUGAAUAAUAUUUUACUUUGAAAUAAAUUUUACUAUACUUUAA